ACGAGCCUACAAGGAUGACCAGCUGUUUAGCGAGCUUGCUAGAUUCGUGGUUUUCAACUUUUGAUCAUAUUUAUCAUGACGAGCUGGUUACAAAUGCUGCUGGAGAUGCUCUAAGGAGUCGUCUUGAAUCUUGACUAGCGUUAGCCAUGCUCGUGAGGAGCGCCUCCACGCCGGUCCUCGGCGCGCUCCACCCGUCCCGCUGCCACUCGCCGGCGGCCUCCUCCCCGGCCGUCCACUUCGCCGAGUCGCCGACGGCCGCCUACCACCCGCCGGCCAUCUCCUGCCACUCACUCACCAGUUCGGAGGGCAACCAUACUCUGGUGAAAGGGGAUUACCGGAGGGCAGAGGAGUACUACUCACGCGCAAUACUGUCCGACCCAGACGACGGCGAGCUCCUGCCGGAGUACGCCAAGCUGGUGUGGGACGUGCACCACGACGAGGAGCGCGCCUCCAGCUACUUCGAGCGGGCAGCCAAGGCUUCCCCGCAGGACAGCAGUGUCCUUGCCGCGCACGCCGCGUUCUUGUGGGACACGGAUGACUGUGACGAGCCUGAAGGGAGCAGCGGCGACGCGCUGGGCUACGCGGGUUUUACUCCUGCUCGUUCGUCUCUGGCUUCGGCAACAACCUGAACAGCCUUUCUGCUGUUUCUGAAGCUACCAUGUCACCAUUAUAUUAGUCUUGUGCUUGCUCUUCUGUUGUUUCUGAAGCUACCAUGACAAUAGUCUGUGUUUGUUUCAG
Messenger RNA from Phragmites australis (common reed), 738 nucleotides. RefSeq lists its product as uncharacterized. Gene Ontology annotation, molecular function: protein binding. Lineage: Eukaryota; Viridiplantae; Streptophyta; Magnoliopsida; Poales; Poaceae. The coding region runs from base 147 to 629 and encodes 160 amino acids. The transcript has 3 exons. The record is from RefSeq and is a predicted model, not a curated record.